AUGAGAAUGAGUGAGGAGCCGGAAGAUGAGUUCAAAGUGCCGGAAGUAACAGAUGUGGAAAUGCCUCCUAAACUAUUGGAAGAAAUAGAACGAUUGAAGGCAAUAACAGAACAGGGAGUUACUACUAAUCAGAACUUGGAAGAGUCUCUUGAAUUCAAGAAUCCAUACCUUUUAGAAAAAAUUAUGGCAGUAUUUGAUAUCAAGGGAUACUGCUCAAACUACAACAAGGAUGUGUAUGAUCCCGAAGUAUACGAGGCCCUUGCAAACGAACCACUGGAUACAAAGGGUGAGUAUCUAAAACUAUAA
Molecule: messenger RNA, 306 nt
Organism: Theileria annulata
Lineage: Eukaryota; Apicomplexa; Aconoidasida; Piroplasmida; Theileriidae
Exons: 3
Coding region: 1-306 (101 amino acids)
Biological process (GO): regulation of DNA-templated transcription
Cellular component (GO): nucleus
Source: RefSeq, a predicted model, not a curated record